UGGACUUGAGGUGGUCUCCAUACAUUUUCACAAAAAAAAAAAGAAAAAGAAAAAAUUGUGAUGCGAUAAACCCUAGUUUUAUCGAUCCCAUCACUCUGUUCGUCGCCACCGCCGCCACCGCCGCAGCGCCGCCGCCACCCCCUUCUCCUCGCCCUCAGUUCUGGGAUCGGUCGUUAAUAAAUUCUGAAGAAUGUUGGCAAAAGGAAGGAAAGUCGUUUCGAGGGGCGAAGAGAUGGCCGCGCACUAUGCGUUCGGCCCCCUCGAAGACGACGUGAUUAUCAAACACCGGCUUCUGACUCGCACCACCACCACGAGGGGCGAACCGCCGUUGAAGAAGCUUCAGAAGAAGUUCAUGUCUUUCGCCCAAGAGAUCGAGAAGGACGCCGACAACGUCGCUGAUUGCGAGAGAUUACACAAAGCCUUUUUACAUGAGAUGAGCAGUUUCGAGCUCCCCCUUCUGAAAAGCAAAGUUGUGGUGGAUGCGAACAUUAGAGAGAAGGAGAGCUUCAACGGGCUUAAGGAAGAGAUUCAGACGCAAAUAUUGCAAGCGCAGGUCGAUAUCGAGGACUUGAAGAAGCUGCUCGAGGAGAGCAAGAUCGAGCGGCAGCAUAAAGAAGAGUGCGAGGCGAUCAGGAAGCUGAUCGCGUCGCAGCCCCCGCGGUCGGAGACGCAGAAGCUCAUCGCGGAUCUCGAGAAGGAAAUGGCUUCUCUGGAAGCCGAGAGCGCCGCUUGUGUGCGGACUUUGGAGCUUAGGAAGAAGCAAUUUUCUCUUCUGCUCCACGUGAUCGAGGAACUGCAAAAUAUUGUGGAGGAUGAGCCGAAGAGCGUCGAGGAACAGAAGACGAGCGUCGAAGAAGGUAGCAGCGGCGGUACCGAAGCCAUGGCUGUGGACUGAAUAUGUGUAGAAGAGUUUUUAAACCUUUCGGUCUCGUCGCUGGAAAUUUAGCACUGCUGUAGAUGUUGCAUGAUGUAAACCUGACUCUGUCGCGCAACGAAUGUAUUGAAUUUUCGCUUUAGAUGCUAUCAGUUUGAUGAUUAGCCUCAGUUUUGUGGAAAAAUGUGUGUGUUCUUGUCGCGCUGUUCCUCUAAUUUUGAUGCUGCUUACUACAUUGUGUGAAAUGGAUUAUUGUUGUUACCUCUAAACAAAAGUGUUUAGGGGAAAAGAGGGAAGCAUCUUAGUUCAAUAAAAUGGCACAAGAGUUGUAUAUUCCAUACAA
Ananas comosus (pineapple) is the source of this 1217-nucleotide messenger RNA. RefSeq names its product THO complex subunit 7A-like. Gene Ontology annotation, cellular component: THO complex part of transcription export complex. NCBI's taxonomy places the organism in Eukaryota, Viridiplantae, Streptophyta, Magnoliopsida, Poales, Bromeliaceae. The record is from RefSeq and is a predicted model, not a curated record. The coding region runs from base 191 to 895 and encodes 234 amino acids. Gene Ontology annotation, biological process: mRNA processing; mRNA export from nucleus. The transcript has 3 exons.